CGGGAUUCGGUUUUGUGUGUAUAUGAACUGAUGGAAUUAUUGUAGAGACUGUCCCUCCAAAACGCCCAUUCCUCCUGUUUCCCCGAUUAAUUCCUUCUUUGAUUUUGUUGUUCUUUUUCUCACAUUCCCGAUUCCCAAAAGAGAAUGAUUACCUGCUCAAUAGGUCGAUACAUAUGCAAGGCCCUCAAAGUGCAAUCAAAAAGGCAAAGCAAACAAAUCCAAACAAAGCAGAUGAGCCAAGAAAACACAGACAAAAAAUCCUCUCACAAAAGACACAAUUGCCAACUGAGGCAAGCACCGUUACCCCCGCAAACAGGUCUAUGCAGCAAUGAGUGAAUGGUCUCGGACAAUCCGGCCUGUCCUCGACCCCAGGCCGUCCCCGGGGACUUCCAGACUAAGCCUAAGCCAGCACCAGCACCCCGACCACAAUGCCCCCGACCAGCGACAGCGCCGAGGCGACCAUCUUGGUGCUCCCGCUCGUGGUCAGACCAUUCGUUGCGCUGGGGGCGGCCGGCGCGGCACCACCGCCCUCGCCGCCGCUGCCGCCGCCGCUGCCGCCAUUACCGCUCCCGCCGUUCGAGCCGGAGCUCGUCGCCGAGUGCGUGGCCUUCGGGCUCGUGGUGUUGGUGAACCCGGCGCUGGGCGUCGUCACGGGGACGAUGGACGGGGUCACGAUCGCCGGCGGCGCCGUGGUCAAGGGGAUGACGGGCACGCUGGCCGGCACGCUGGCCGGCACGCUGGCGUUGGCGGGGAUGGGGAACGGGGGCACCACGACGACCGCGGGGACGGUCGAUGCGGUCACGGCGGCGGGUUCCUCCGUCGCGGCGGGGGUCUCGGCCGUGCUGAUGACGACGGCGGGCGCUUGCGUGGUGGGCUGUUGCUCGGUCUGCACGGGCACCGGGAUGGGCUCGGUGGCGCCGCCCGGCGUGGUGGGGAUGCUGACCGGGAUGGUGGUUGGGGUGGUGAUGGUGGUCUCGGGCUGCGUGGCGUUCUGGCGCGCGUGGAUGAUGCCGUGGCGCGCGUGGGCGGUGCCCGCUGCGAGGGCCAGGGCCGCUGCGAGAUGGUUGGAGAUGUGCAUUGUGGUGUGCUUUCUUUGCUUUGGGAGGGGAGAGGGGAGAGGGGCCAGAAACAGCAGUGGCUUGACUGGGACAGGGAGUAGGAUUGGGGCUGUUUUGCUUGAAGCAAAGAUGAGGAUGGGCGAUGAACGAUGAGGGAGGUGUGAUGGGAGGGGUGGGUUGGGGAGGAACCUUUAUAGCUUUUCCCUGUCGUUCGAAUCCGGUAGGUUAGUCCUCUGGAUUUUGGGCUGGCUGUUGUUGCUUUCGUUUUGGGGUUGUUUGUUUGAAUCUACACAUC
This is a messenger RNA of Aspergillus japonicus CBS 114.51, 1353 nucleotides long. RefSeq lists its product as uncharacterized. Lineage: Eukaryota; Fungi; Ascomycota; Eurotiomycetes; Eurotiales; Aspergillaceae. The record is from RefSeq and is a predicted model, not a curated record. The coding region runs from base 329 to 1159 and encodes 276 amino acids. The transcript has a single exon.